AGCUUCCAGACAUUUAUUAGUACUGUGAACUGCUGAAGUGUGUAUACAUUUUUUUGUCAGACUGUGCAUUUUAUAUACUGAGGGUUUUUUUGUUAUGUAGCUCCUUCCCCACUUCAUCUCGCCUGUCCUUAACUGGGGGUAGAGUGGGGUAAACUGGGGCCCUGGCACCAAGUGGGCCAGAGUCUGUUUAUCAGGGUUCUUUCUGAUUUUUUCUCUUAAUUGUUCUUUCUAGCAAGUGUUUAACUCUUCCUAGUCAGGAUUUUCCAAAAACCUCACCGAGGCCUUUUUCUAUCCCUUUUCCUGCCUGUCCUUCUUUCCCUACAUAGAUAGCAUCCAAAGGGGUCAACCAACUAAGACAACUAAGCUUGUCAGAAUUUAUUGGGUGUACCCUAUGUACCAGACACUGUAAGUCACUUUAUAGACACUCUCUUGAAACUUCUCCCAAUGAUGACAAGUCUUUUCUUACAAAAGAGGAUAUGGCCAGAGAGAAUAUAUUUACCCAUGAUCAUGAUCACAACCUGUUAGAGAACAAUUCAAAACCAGAUGCAACUCACUGUAAAGCCAGAACUCAUCAUAACAUACCAGGCUGGCUUACCAGUAAAGGAAUUUCAGCUAACAAAAAGUAAGAAUUUGUUUUAAAAUAAUCGGAUAGCACUUAGAGCAUUACUGUGAUAUGUGCCAUGCUCUUUUCUCCAGUGGGCAUGUUUUCCAGUCUUACCUGUUUUCCAGUCGCCUAGCAUACAGUGGUAAAGUACCAGUUUAGCCUCAAUGAUUUACAGAACAUUUACAAUGUGUCAGACUAUAAGGUUGUAGGAUAGGGCAGGUAGGGGGCAACUAGUGCAGUCAGUCACAAAAGGCCACCAUAUUCACAUAUCAAUUUUUUUUUCUGGUGCUGGGAUUGAACCCAGGGUCUCACACAUUAGACAUGUACUCGCUAAGCUAUACCUCCAACUCUAAGAACUCAACUUGUAUUUUAAGGACAGUGAAACACGAAUAAGAGACAGGUACAGUAUGUGUAUACCAUGCCUUGCCGCCUGUUUGCAUCAAAUGUUUGUGUACCGUGUAGCAUGGAAUUCUGUUGGACACACCAUGUGUGGGAGUCUAUAGAGAUUCAAAAUUGCCAGACUCGACAGAAUGAUGCCAGAAAGUAUAUAUACCAAGAAGUAAAAUAAAAACAGUUCAGUUUUAUAAAAUAUUUCUAAUACGUAUUCUAACAAAAACGAAGUACAUAUGAUUGCAUGAGCUAUAAAAUAACAACUCUGAAAUUUUAGUGAUCCUGCAUUCAAAUUAAAUGUUCACGUUUGUAUUAAAAACCAGCAAUACGGAAUAUAAAGAAAAAUGGUAAAAUUUACACUAAUAAGUUUUUCUGUACUUGGAAUGACAUUUAAUACUAAUGUAACAGUACCAGGACAGAGUCCAGUAAUGCCUGUCAUCCCAUCACGCGGGAAGCUGAAGAAUUGCAUGUCAGUAUCUAGCCUGAGCUACACAGUAAGACCUUAUGGCAAAAAAAAAAAAUCUGGACAACAGCAAUACCACAAAAAACAGCUUACAUUUUAGCACCUGUAAUGGUACUUUUUCCCCCUCUUUUUUUUUUUUUUUUUUAAUUUUUAAAAUUUUUUUCCGGUACCAGGAAUCGAACUCACGACCUUGCACUUACCAGGCAGGCGCCCUGCUGCUGAGCUAACUCCCCAGCCCUUUACCCCUCUUUUUCAACAAAGAGCACUGCGUUUCCAUUUUGCACCAAGACUUAAAAAUUGCAUAAUGGGGCCGGCUCCUGACGUGGCUAGGAAGAGAGACGUGUAGAUACCCUUCCCGGAGCUUAAGGUAGGUGCAUAGACUGUGGGAUGCAGUGGACACUGCCUACAGGACUGCAUUUUGUAGUAACUGGAACUGUUUAUUCUUUGAAGAGACUAUGUUACUUUCGAGGUUUGUCCAAUCCUAAAAAGGACAGUAACUAUAAACUACAAUAGCUAGCUUUACUGGUUUAUGAUAUGUUCUAAGAGAUCUGAAAAUGGAAACAAAAGUCAAACCAGUUUAUUCUUUUGUAUUGUAACUAUUCGUGGGGGAAAGCCAAUGGCAUUGAAGGAGUUUAAGCUGUCAGGAGCCAGGAACUCGGGGAGAACCCUGUGCGCGUCUCGGUGGCAGGCACCGCAGCUCCGCGGGGUGGACUGCAGCUGGGUGCGGGCAGCUCCGGCCGAGCUGGGCUGGGGCGUGCGUGCGCGCUGAAGGCGGACUAGUGCGGGAGACGACGCCUACAUGCUCCCGCGUCCCCGGAGCAGCCCGUCCUCAGCGGUUCCCGACCCGAGCAGCCCCGGGAGCACGCGGACUGCUUCGGAAUACGCGGGCGGCCGCGGAGCAGAACACAGCGCGUGCGGCCCCCGCGCGCUUCGGCAGCCAGGGUCCCUUCCGGCCACAACUCCAGCGUCCCGCGCGAGGGUGGAGCUCCGCUCCCCGUCCGGAGCCCGGCGCGCUCCCAGCCCGGCCCUCCCCGAGGCUACAAAGCCGGCCAGAGCUCGCCGCAGGCCCCAGGAUCCUUUCGCGCGCUGCCUCCGCGCGCCGCAGCCUCGAACCCGGGAC
Messenger RNA from Chinchilla lanigera (long-tailed chinchilla), 2577 nucleotides. Its product is annotated as atherin-like. NCBI's taxonomy places the organism in Eukaryota, Metazoa, Chordata, Mammalia, Rodentia, Chinchillidae. The record is from RefSeq and is a predicted model, not a curated record.